AUGAAGAAUUAGAGACAAUAGUAGUAAUAGAAAUAGUUCUCAUAGAAGGACUCUUCAAGCAAUGUAGGCUAGAGCAACAGCAACUCAUAAAAUAUAUAGAUCAGUAAUAUAGGCCAUACAUAAUCAAAUAACAGCACAUCUUUAGUAGGCAACAAUAUACAAUCUUCAUCUGCUUAAUAAAAUCAGACACAACAAAACAAUGUGUCAGUGAAUCUCAACUCAAUGAUGCAGCCCUAGUUACAGCACUCCCAAAGUACAGGUAAUAGCUCUCUCAACAAUUUAAGCGAUAAAGAUCAAAGUAAUAGUGCACAGAACUCCCAGUAAAUACAAUUUAGUGCUUCUACACAUAAUAACUCACUGAGUAAUAAUCCAGGCUCAGCAGGUAUACGUGAGAGCUAGUCCUUCAACUAUAAACGUAAGAGAUCAAAGCGAAUUAAUGAGGAGACAAUGAAGAAAAGACCUAUAUUCUUAUUAUCAGAGGAAUCAAAAGAUGAUUCCCUUGAGGACAUCGAGGUCGCAACUACUGGAGCAGCAGCAUACUUGAAUAGCGAUGCUGAUGUGUAAGUGAUUCUUCAGGAGAAUGGAGAUGGACUGAUGAAUUCAUACAUUAAUUAUGCCGAGAACUCCUCCUAAAAUAAUCAAUAAAACGCAUAUGCCAACUACCUGGGACUAACAACUUAGACAUCAAAUUCAUCUAACAAUAAUCAAUACUUUGACUUGAUUUCUCAAUAAAGUAAUGGAAACUACUAAUAAGAAAGACCAUGGAAUAAAUAAAACAAUAAUAACAACAACACUGUUGCCGAACUAGAAGAAAACGAGGUUAUUGAUAUUUCGGAUUGGUUCAACUUUGGAUUUAAUGAAGAAACAUUUGUUUAGUUCAUUAAUCAGCAGGUAAUUAAUAUCUAAAAUUAAAUCAUUGUUGAUAGAUUAAGAGCAGUUUUGACAAGAAUAUGUAGAUGA
This is a messenger RNA of Stylonychia lemnae, 960 nucleotides long. Lineage: Eukaryota; Ciliophora; Spirotrichea; Sporadotrichida; Oxytrichidae. The record is from the annotation of a GenBank genome assembly.